CUGAUGACUUGGUCCAAUCGCACUCGCUCCCGGUCGCUGUUCGUCACAUUGCGUCACGACCGUGGGCAGGGGGAGCUGUGGUUAUGUGACCGACCUGGUCGUUCAGAGUAGCCGAGCUCAGGACGCUCUCCGUGGGGGAAGCGCAACUUCUGUUUUCCUCCCACGGGAUCGGGGACGACGUCUGCUAGCGAGCUGAAACUAGCAUCGCCACUAAGUUGGCUCCACAGCAAGCCCCCGUCUCUGACACAACGCGAGCCAGUUAACGAACUUAACGAUGACAUCGCUAUUUCUGUAGCUAGCUUAAGCUUUAGCUAGCAUGCACAGUUGUUGACAUUGUGCAGCUGUCUGCUGCGGAGGACUUUCUGUGAUGGAGUUUCCAGAUUUAGGUGAACACUGCUCCGAGAAGACCUGCAAGCGUUUAGAUUUUCUUCCUAUGAAAUGUGAUGCCUGUCAAGAGAUUUUCUGCAAGGACCACAUAACCUAUGCAACUCACAAAUGCACAUCGUCCUAUAAAAAGGAUGUCCAGGUCCCAGUUUGUCCUUUGUGCAACAUCCCCAUUCCCAUCAAGAGAGGGGAGAUGCCUGACAUUAAAGUUGGCGAACACAUUGAUCGCGACUGCAAAUCGGACCCUGCUCAAAGAAAGAGAAAAAUUUUCACAAACAAAUGUUCUAAAGGAGGCUGUAAGCAGAAGGAAAUGAUGCGCGUGACCUGUGACCAGUGCCGUUUAAAUUACUGUCUUAAACACCGGCACCCGUUAGACCAUGAUUGUACGACCGAUGGGAAACCUCUGUCCAAAACCGGACAUGCUGCUAUGCUGAGGGCCCAAAGUUCUUCCUCCACCUCGGCCCCCAGCUCUAGUUCGUCCUCUUCAGGGAACUCCAGGCCUGUUUCCAACGGUGUGAGAGCAAACAACAGAGGCCACAGCAGUGGGACUGCCCCGCGUAUCCCUACCUCUGUGUCAGCUCAGAGUGUAAUACCAGCUGCAGCUUCACUUCAGGCCGGCUUGACGGAGGAGCAAGCUUUACAAAGGGCUCUGGAGAUGUCUCUGGCUGAGUCGAGGCCGGCGGUUCAGCCGACCCUCAGCCCCCAGGAGCAGGAGGACCUCGCUCUGGCUCAGGCUCUCGCUGCCAGCGAGGAAGAGUUCCGACGGCAGCAGCAGAGACAACAGGGCAGAGAGUCGAAACAGUCCAACUGCAGCCUUUCUUAGUCAUGGGCCUUUUAAACCACCAUUUCAACUUCCAGCCGUGCUAAUAACCUUCUAGAAACUGCACAUCUGGGAUAUGAAUAUUCAGGAUCAAUGAUUGUUACAUGAAGAAAUACUUUUGGAAGCUGCUCAGAUGUUUACCGCCGCCUUCUUCUUCUUCUUCUACAACACAAGCACAUAUACCUUCCCAGCAGGAUCGGUUCUUUUUACCAAUGAUUUGCUCUGUACGUAUUUUAUACGCUGAUCAUGAUGAAAUCCCAUUAUAUUACCAUAUAUAAAUAUUGAAUAAAUUAUUUCAAAUGA
Scophthalmus maximus (turbot) is the source of this 1507-nucleotide messenger RNA. It is a transcript of the gene zfand2a, whose product is annotated as zinc finger, AN1-type domain 2A. Gene Ontology annotation, biological process: protein targeting to ER; proteasome-mediated ubiquitin-dependent protein catabolic process. The record is from RefSeq and is a predicted model, not a curated record. Lineage: Eukaryota; Metazoa; Chordata; Actinopteri; Pleuronectiformes; Scophthalmidae. Gene Ontology annotation, cellular component: endoplasmic reticulum; cytoplasm. The transcript has 10 exons. Gene Ontology annotation, molecular function: zinc ion binding. The coding region runs from base 368 to 1207 and encodes 279 amino acids.